This is a messenger RNA of Dermacentor andersoni, 3898 nucleotides long. NCBI's taxonomy places the organism in Eukaryota, Metazoa, Arthropoda, Arachnida, Ixodida, Ixodidae. The record is from RefSeq and is a predicted model, not a curated record.
CGUGGCUCAGGCAGCCUAGUUGAGGCGAGGAGACCCCGUCGGCAGCGAGGCGGAGCUGAGGAUCCAGGAAGACGCAUUGGCUUGAAUCGGGUGUCCACGUUCGGGAAUCCAACCGCUGUCGGAGGGACUCCGUCGAGCGACGCAGCAUCAACCUAACUGAAAUGAAACGCUCUCUGGAAGACAAAGGAAAAGCACAAGGUGAACACAGUAAACCUUAUUUGGACGCACAUUGCGACACCGGAAGUGAGAAUAGUCAUUUGCUGAAGGUAUCAUCGGCUACUCGGAGCAAUGCAAAAGAGAAUGAGAAGUCCGCGGAUAGCGGUAUGCCAUCAUUUAUUGCCAUUCUAGACGAAGUGUUGGACGAAAAUAACAGAUCUAGAACUACAAACGAGCCAGCUUCGUCUCGAGGCAAUAGCCCAGUCAGCUCAGGCCAGGAUAACCGCCUUGGAAGCAGCGGCACAAGCAGACCUGAAAUUAGGUCAUUACUGAAAGAAGUUGACUUCAAACAUGACGCAAGGUUGAAUCUGCAAGAAGCCAUACAGCGUGAUAUAAAGGGCGAAUAUGUUUCUGUAGAAGACACACGGGAACAAAAUGCAACUCCUGCAAAUGACCCUGGAAGUAGGUCUUCGCUAUAUGGACUCUACUUCGAGGAUGGCCCACAGGUAGAUUUUCCAGAAUUCCUGACUAAGUACGCUAUAACAGGAAGUAAAGAAAUUGGGGAAACUGAGGAGUCCACUGAUAGCGAUAUGUCCUCAUUUACUCCCGCUUUGGACGAAUUGUUGGAGAGAACCAGCAGCGCUGAUACUACAAACCAGCCAGCAGCGCUUCAGGACGACGUUCCAAUCGCAGAGCAGGAUGGGUGUCCUGGAAGCAGCCGCACAAACAGCCCUGGAAGUAGCUCUUUACCGCAAGCGCACUCUAUCCAACAUAACCCAAGACUGAAUCUUCAAGAAGCCAUAGGCGACAUUCAGAUUGGAGACGUUUCCAUAGUAGGCACAAGAAAAGAGGAUGUGACCCCUGCAAGUAGCCCUGGAAGUAGCCCUUCCCUACAUGCGCUUUACUUCGAAGAUGGUCCACAGGUAGAUCUGCGAUUAGUUCUGAAUGGUUAUGUUCCAGCAAAACACACAAAGAGGGGCUGUAUUCAUGAUUAGCUUGGAACAGUGGGUAGCCCUUCCCUGCAUGGACUUUCCUUCGACGUUGGCCCGCUGAUAAACGUGCCGGAAUUUUUUACUAGCUACCCUUCAGGAAGCAUAGAGGGUUGCUGUAUUGACCACUAUUUUGGAAGAGUGAGUAGCUCUUGCUUACCUGGACUCCCAUCUGAGGAUGACCCACAGGUAUAUCUGCCGGGCGUUCCCACUAGCUAUCUUCAAACAGGAAACACAGAGGGAGUCUCUACUGACCAUGAGGUUGGAACAGUGAGUGAAAUUCCUAGUAUCGCCUACGGUGAUAGUGACAAAGAAUGCACAGGCACACGGUCUAUUUCGACGAUCAACUCGGCUUCCAAAGAGGUCGCUCUGUCUCUUCGUUCAGCUUCAGCUACAUACAAUGAACAGGACCACGGUCACCACCUGAGCAGAGAUGAUUACACCACAAUGACCAACGGCAAGGAUGUAGAAGUGCAAGUCCAUGAAGUUCAGCACGUCCCAGUAUUUCAGCAAGAUAAUACUUAUUUUACGGACAAUGUAAACGUCAUCCCUGAUAUCGAUGGCAAUUAUAGGGAAUACUCUGCAAGCAUGUGGGAGUUGAUAGCGCUGGCAGAAAAGACAGAUAGUAAAGUUGUCUCCUGCUGUCUUGAUCUACAUAACAAUAAUGAUAACCUUUCUGCAGAAACGCCAUCAGUGGCCUCAAUAAAUAAUCUUAGUUAUGAACUCGAACAGGGAACAGGAACUCUACCUCAGCCACCAUUAGACAAUAGGUUUGAGUGCUAUGAAACAAGUGGCACUGCUGCUAAAAGUGAUAACUCUUUUGUGGCCGCUUCAACAAAUAUUCGCGACUCGGCUUUGGAGAUUAUGUUUAGCAAAGCUGCAGAGCCUCACGGCUUUGAAGAUGCUGGUCCACAUGACGCAGCACCGGUUGCAGUAUCUUGCAGCGUUAUCGCACCGGCUACUCACCUUAAAAAUGACCCAAUUUUGCCAAACUUUACGGAAUCAGGUGGCCUUUACAUUGCGCGAGCACACGAGACGAUCCUUUUUCGAAAGCCGUCUCCCACCGUUCUGUUCGUGGACAGUUGCAAGCGCCAGGAGCCAGAGCUGUUGCUUACGUCAUCAAAGGGGCCACUGAAGCAAGUCGUUGCUGGCUUGGUAGGACGGAAUCAGAGUAUACACUCUUCAACAGUAACUGACGGUGGUGAAGUUUGCACUAGUUCAUUUGACUCUGAAAACGACAGUUUGUUUCAUGCCUCGCCUUUAUCAUUAGCAGGACUAAGUGAUACUGAGAAAGUUGAAUUUGAUAAUGACUUCGUAAAAUUGCUUUCGUCGUCCACCUCAUUGUGUGCCAUAGAAGACUCUGACGAUAAUGAUUUAAUCCUGAAUGAGGAUAUCAAUGUGAGUAGGUGCUGCCAAAAACGCCGAUCAGAGCGUUUUAAAACAUAUCUUCCUACAGUUCGCUCGAGCAGCAGUACCGCCACGGACAUCCAGCAACACCCUAAUCUACAGACCAGCAGUAGGACCCCCUUUGAUGCUGUGGCAGCGAAGCACCCGCAGAAAGAUGUGACGACGUGGAGCAAUGCCUCUGGAGCGGUCGAAUCAAAGUGCACCAAGACAGAUGACGUACUGACGGGCAGUAGUGCCUCCACUUGUGCACCAAAGCAUCCAGAGGAACGUCUUCAUAUGACGACGGCCAGCAAUUCCCCAACUGAAAGAUCGACAAGAGCUCGCACCACAAACGCCGUUGCAGUCGAAAGACCAUCUGUUUCGGCAAGCUCCACACCUACUCACGCAAGCUCAUCUAAAAAACCGUCCGUCGAAGCAAGCGUUAAGUUUCCAAAGAAAGUGCGUUCUCCGUACGUCAGUAAUGACCCGACAGAAAUCAAUGGCAACGAAAACCCAGCGUGGGAAUCUCUGCGAAGGCUCAGCACCGAGGACGAGCGAUACGAAGCCGCGCGUAGAGUUUAUAGUAGCAAACCCAUUCUGGAUUCCCAUGAAGACUUGUCGACAUAUGCUUAUCGUCGUCGACGCUCACUUGGCCGAAAACCUAUCGACCUCGGACAGGCACGACGCCGCCGAGAGCGUGAGAGGUCAAAUCCCGGCUCUUCCAAACAUUGCAAGCGUCUCCGAAUGGCCACCGAAAUAUUCGAUGAAAAUAUUUAAAAAAGCCCAAAAAGACAAGAAGAGAGAGAGCUUUCAAUAGCCCGCGAUAAGCUAAACCGCGGCCUACACAAGCUGCAUGAAACGAGGAGGAGCAAAGGGUCGAGCUGGAGGAGUGAGCGAGAGGAGGAAGGAGCGAGGAGACACCGGCGGUACCAGACGGCGCCAUGGGAGGAACGAGAAAGGAUGCACCGGACGGUGCCAGAAGGCGCCAGAAGAGGAAGGAAAGAGGAUGCACCAGCGUUACGAGAAGGCGCCACAGGAGUUUCGUUAUUGGCAGAUCCAAAAGCAGUUCUUCCGCGACGACUUUAGAGCGCAUGAGCAAAGGAUCAUGUACGCGUGUACCUUGAAAAUACAAAAGUUACGCAACGCCAGCGAGGGGGUGCAUCGCGUCAACACUUUCUACGCUGGCCUGAAGAAUUCUGACCCACGGCUGCUGUCGCAUCAUCAGUUGAAGGAACAACUGGCGCUAGUAGACAUGCUUGAGUAUCUCCAGAAAUUCUACGACAAAGUGGAGCAUUGAUGAACACUGACGUGGUAGCUUGUGAUUGAUCUUGGUUUAUGUGCUUACUGCAUUUUAAUAAAUUAUUUUC